Messenger RNA from Dioscorea cayenensis subsp. rotundata (Guinea yam), 1909 nucleotides. Its product is annotated as 3-ketoacyl-CoA synthase 11-like. The coding region runs from base 142 to 1587 and encodes 481 amino acids. Gene Ontology annotation, molecular function: acyltransferase activity, transferring groups other than amino-acyl groups. NCBI's taxonomy places the organism in Eukaryota, Viridiplantae, Streptophyta, Magnoliopsida, Dioscoreales, Dioscoreaceae. Gene Ontology annotation, cellular component: membrane. The transcript has a single exon. Gene Ontology annotation, biological process: fatty acid biosynthetic process. The record is from RefSeq and is a predicted model, not a curated record.
UGUAAAGCAUUAAUGCCAUGUGACUCUCUCCACUCAUGCAUAUAUAUAAAACUCCAUUAAACUAUAAUUUCUCUCCAUAAACAUACAUAUAUAUUCCUCCUCUUUUCCUUCUCUAAGUACUACUUACUAUAGACUAUAGUCAUGAAGCUCAAGUCUCUUCUAUCCAUCUUCACACCCAUACAACUCCUCCAAGCCUCCUUCUUCACUCUCUUAACACUCAGCCUAACACUCCAUGCAGUCCUCUCCUUCACACCUACUCUCCUUAACCCACACCUCCUCCUUCUCUCCCAACACAAAGCUCUCCUCUUUUCCUUUCUAUACUGCAUCAUUCUCACCCUCCUUGCCUAUCUAUGCACUCGCCCACGCCCAGUCUACCUCCUCAACUACUCCUGUUUCAAACCUGACCAUGACCGCAAGUGCAGCUACGAAGUCUGCGAAUACUUCGUUCGCCGGAGCAAACGUUUCUCCGAAGUUAGCGAGAACUUCAUGCGUGGCAUUUACCUCAAGUCCGGCCUUGGCAACGAGGCUUACGCACCACCAUUCAUCUUCCAAACUGACUACGAAGCUAGGCUUCGUUCCGCUGUUCAAGAAGCUGAGGAGGGUAUGAUCACCGCCGUUGACUCUCUCCUCUCCAAAACCAACGUACCUAUCUCCAUGAUCGACACUGUUAUCGUCACCUGCGGUAUGUUCACCCCCAGCCCAUCUCUCGCCAGCUUGCUCGUUAACCAUUACAAGCUUGGCGACAGUGUGAAGAGCUAUAACCUCAGUGGGAUGGGGUGUAGUUCCGGCGCCGCUGCCGUUGAUCUCGCCGCACGGUUGCUUCGGAGCGGAGGGAAAACAGCGGGUUACGCGCUCGUUGUCGUCACUGAGAGCAUUAGCUUGAACUGGUACUUCGGUGAUGACCGGUCAAUGCUCGUGACCAACUGCAUCUUCAGGGUUGGUUGCGCGGCGGCGCUGAUGACAAACGACGGCGCGCGGCGGAGAGACGCGAAGUUGGAGCUCCUUCACUCGCUGCGCACGCACCACGGCGCCGACGACUCCGCGUACGCGGCGGCGUACCAAGCCGAGGACACGCAUGGGAACGUCGGCGUGGCGUUGAAGAAGGACUUGAUCCGAGUCGCCGGCGAGGGGCUGCGAUCGCACAUCAAGAAGCUGGCGCCGCGAGUGCUGCCGGUGGUGCAAAUGGUGAACUAUGGUUACCGGGCGGUGAUGGGAGCGUUGAAGAAGGAUGGGAAGCCGCACGUGCCGGACUUCACGACGGCGUUUGAGCACAUGUGUGUGCACACGGGUGGGAAAGCGGUGAUUGAGACGGUGGGCCGGUUGAUGAGGUUGAGUGAUGACUUGACUGAACCAGCUCGGAUGUGUUUGCAUCGGUUUGGGAACACGUCAAGUAGUUUGGUUUUCUAUGAGCUUGCUUACUUUGAGGCUAAGAACCGGGUCAAGAAAGGGGACCGGGUUUGGAUGCUGGCUUUUGGGACAGGGUUUAAGGUCUGUAGUUUGGUCUGGAAAUCGCUUCAAGAUUCGUGCAUGGAUGCUGAUAAUCCUUGGAUGGAUUGCAUCCAUAGAUACCCUGUUAAAGCUUGGUAAAAAGGCUAAGCCAUAUGACAUUAAUACUGUGCUUAUAACGAUGAAGAGAAAACACAAGAGUAAGGCAUUGGUGAUAAUAAUAAUAAAAAAAAAAAAGAUAAAGAGAUGGUGGUAAGUGAUACAUACUGGGGGUAAUUUACAUCUUUGUGAAGGUGAAGGUUAGGGAUGGGCUAAGCCAACUUUGUUAUUCAUGUUAAAAGUUGUUAAUCAUAUAUAUUCCUAUUUGUUUUCAUAAUGUUUUGUAAAUCUGAAAAGCUAUAAUUAUCAAGGAAAGUGGGAGUGAAUGAAGCUCAAGAGUAAAGUCACCACUUUUAUUGGUAAA